Messenger RNA from Homalodisca vitripennis (glassy-winged sharpshooter), 3129 nucleotides. RefSeq names its product high affinity cAMP-specific and IBMX-insensitive 3',5'-cyclic phosphodiesterase 8 (gene Pde8). Bases 270 to 2981 code for a protein of 903 amino acids. The record is from RefSeq and is a predicted model, not a curated record. The transcript has 22 exons. Lineage: Eukaryota; Metazoa; Arthropoda; Insecta; Hemiptera; Cicadellidae. Gene Ontology annotation, molecular function: 3',5'-cyclic-nucleotide phosphodiesterase activity. Gene Ontology annotation, biological process: signal transduction; positive regulation of ERK1 and ERK2 cascade.
GCGCGCUCCUCACCCACUGCUUUCCACUCAGUCGCUACUUGAUCGUGCGGCGUUCGCGAGCUGGUGGUUCUGUGUUACGUUUAUAAGGAUUGUUUGCACUCAUAAAUUUACUGGAUUACACGUGACGGGGAGAAGUGGUGUGGGCGAUUUUUAAAAGGAGUCUCAAUCAUUUCCAGAAGGUGUUCUUCCUGUGAUCUUUAUGUGACCCGACUGUAGAGCGGCGGUGGUGCGGCAUGUGACCGUGGAGGCGGGCUGUCACACGUGCGUCUAUGGGGGGGCUGGCACUCGGCCUUUUGAGGGCUGCUUGCGGCUUCUGCGCCUCUCACCUUGCUAUGGGCUGUACUCCUUCAACCCAUAAGAAACGAGGAUCACGUGACGAUCAGUCUACGCAUGCGCACCAACUCAUCAACAGCUCCGGCGGAAGUUUACGGGGAGUGCGAGGUAAACGUGGCAGUGAUGGCAUCAUCUAUCACAGGAGUUCCGGAGGAGACGCUGGUGACAGCAGCGGCGUGAGGCGUGUGUGGGAGUGGUGUGUGGCGGCGUCGCGGUGCUCGCUGAGGAGGCGCGCCGCUGACGCCGCCCUCGUCAGCACCGACGACCACGACGCCCAGAUCAAUGAGCUUAACGCUGACCAAACCAUUGAACAACAAUGCCAUCGACUUCAUCAGUUAAACAUUCCUGUUCCUCGCCCUCAGCCUAUAAGAGUGCUGCUGGUGUUCGCCAAGGAUGACUCUACCUGCAACACUCUGGCUAAUGCGGCGGAACACCUCGGCCUCCAGAGGGACAUCGCCUCCACACUGGACCAGGCUCUUGAGUUUUAUCAAGGACAGUCCUCAUGGCCUCAAAUUAUCUUCAUUGAUAUGCGAUUCUCCUGGUUCAAAGGCGACCAAAUAUGCAGGUCGCUACGCGCCGUCAAGAGGACCCAUCAUAUUAUUUUUGUAGGCGUUUGUAAAAAAAGUGCAGCGGAGAAAGAUGAAAAAGAACUACGAGCACUGCUGAAAAUCGGAAUAAACAGGGUUGUGGUGGAGCCGGUGUCUGUAGUACAGGCAGUCAGUGAGCUAGUACAGCUAGGCCAGGGCCAGGUGGCACUGCAUGCGCUGCUGGCACAGAACGAGGCGAUAUACCUGGCACUGGACAAGAGCAGAGAUCUGGUACUCGUCACGGACCACUCGCAUAUUAUUCAGUAUGUGAAUCGGACGUGGUGUCAGGUGUUUGGCUACAAAGUAGAAGAGCUGUUGGCGCACAGUCUGCCAUACUUCCAUCAGCUGGGGAACAUGGAUCAGGUGACCCGACAGUUGGAGAGGGGGUUUGACUGGGAAGGAAAGAUCAGCUGGAGAAGUAAAAGCGGUGAAAAUAUUACCCUCCAGUGUCGCGCCAUGCCGUAUCAGGCUGUUGGCAGAGAACCCACUCAUUAUGUUUACGUCCAAGACAACCCUCUUGAAAACCACAUAUAUCCAAGAGGAAGUGUACCCUCCAUUAGAAAAGGAUCCUAUGAUCUCAAAUCCAUUAACAGUGAAGGUGCUCAAUCGGCAAGGCGGCAAAGUUUGGCAAAGCUACACAACUUGCCAUUGGAGGCUCCGAUCACUCGAGUCAUAUCUCUUAUCUGUGCAGCACAAGAAAACUCCACAGGUCAAGUCGUCCAGAUCCUAGACAAGGUUGUGGACAUCCUUAGAACAACAGAACUCUACUCCUCACAUCUGAAAGCGGACAAUCUCAGGUGUGAGGACCCCGUAACUUCGGAUCUCAUUGGGGCUCUCAUUACACAAGGUCCAGUGCCUGUGUCAACCACAAGACGGAGCUCUAACGAUUCUGCGGCUGUAAAGGCAGCACAGGCACUUCCCCCUGGAGCCAAGGCGGUCUUUGCCAUGAAUGCCUCUCCUCAGAUCAAAGAGCUCCUGGAUUCAUCAUUACUCUGGGACUUCAACAUUUUCAGAUUAGAGGAUUUAACGGGAAAAAGGCCUCUAGUAUUCCUGGGGAUGAACCUGUUGCUGCACUUUGACGUUCACAAGACUCUAGGGUGUGACGAGAAGACACUGUACAACUGGUUGACGGUAAUCGAGCGACACUACCAUGUUACCAACACAUACCACAAUUCCACUCAUGCGGCAGACGUGCUGCAAUCCACCGCUUGCUUCCUCGAGCGUGAGAGGAUCAAGCGGCUCUUGGACGAGUUAGAUGAGGCUUGCUGUCUCAUUGCUGCUGCCUGCCAUGAUAUCGACCAUCCUGGGAAAUCAAGUGCAUUCCUUGCCAAUUCCAGCAAUGAGUUGGCAAUCCUUUACAAUGAUGUCAGUGUACUAGAAUCCCACCAUGCAGCUCUCACAUUCAAAUUGACAUUGAGGGAUGACCGAGUUAACAUAUUCAAAGGUCUGGAACGAGACACUUACAAAGUAGCGAGACAAAGUAUCAUAGACAUGAUUCUUGCUACUGAGAUGACAAAACAUUUUGAACAUUUAGCAAAGUUUGUCAGUGUUUUCAACAAACCCAACUCUACUUCCGAUGAUGGCAGUGGGGAUGCCAAGAGCCCAAGUGACUGUGGAGGAGAUUUUGCACUGACUUCUAGUGCUGAUGAGAUCAAUCUCGUCAGAAGGAUGAUGAUUAAAUGUGCUGAUGUGUCAAACCCGACUAGGCCUCUCAAAAUGUGUGUUGAAUGGGCCAGGCGAAUUGCAGAGGAGUACUUCUCUCAGACGGAUGAGGAAAAAGCUAACCAUUUGCCUGUAGUGAUGCCGAUGUUUGACAGAACCACAUGUUCCAUACCCAAGUCCCAGAUGGGAUUCGUUGAUUUUAUCAUAAAUGACAUGUUUGAAGCAUGGGAUGCCUUCAUCGACAUGCCAGAGAUGUUGUACCACCUGAGAAGCAACUACCAGUACUGGAAGGACCUGGAAGAGAAGGGCGUCACAAGCCUAGGGGACGUUACCCUCAAACAGUCCAGCAGUUCCAGCCCCAACCCUAACCUCCCUAAUAUACCUGAAAAAUCUUUCUAAUGCCUAUUUUAUGACAAAUGUAUUAAUAGACUAACUUUUUUAAAUAAACCAUGUACUUAAAUAUAAACUAUGCUAUUUUUGUCAUGUCGUCAAUUUUAAUAUAUUGUGUUCGUAAUAAGAUAAAUAAAGAAGUGUGUACAAAAAGGUU